Molecule: messenger RNA, 1008 nt
Organism: Rotaria sp. Silwood1
Lineage: Eukaryota; Metazoa; Rotifera; Eurotatoria; Philodinida; Philodinidae
Source: the annotation of a GenBank genome assembly
AUGGAUGAAUCAAUUUUAAAUCAUUUGUUUCUUCCACCUUAUCUACCAUCUUCUGCUGAUGAAGACUUCUUAAUUCAAAACAAUCAUGAAAAUGAAUACAAGUUAUUAGAAUUCAUGAAAGAAUAUUUGGAUAAUUGUGAAUUGACAAACAAUUUGAAAACAUUACCGAUAUUUCAUGUUUUUAAAGAUAAAUGUCUCCAAAAUUGGUGCCAAUUACAGAAUAUUCGAAACUUUUCUACAUCAAAUUUACAAUCUACAAUCGAACAAUUAUCAUCAGGAAGUUUUCUUCCAUUAUAUUUUGAAGCUCAAAAUGCUGCAAUUCUUACCGAAAUUGAAGCAAAUAACAUCGAUCAACCAUUAAUUUCGUCUUGGCAAGUUUUACUUCCUACAGCAAGUAUAACUUCGUCUCUUACUCUACAUCUCUCUUGCUUUCCAGUAUCAACCUACAGAUUAAAAAAUCGAUUUCAAUUAAAUUCAAAAGCUCAUUGUGAGUUAUUAGUUGAUUUUAUGCGUAAUACUAUUGAAUAUUCGAAAUCAUGGAAAGCCUCUCAUCGAGUCGAUGAAAUACGUGAUAUACCAGAAUCUCAUUAUAAAAAGCAUCGUGAUCACAUCCGAUGGAAUAAUGCUAAGUUACCAUUUCGACGUUCCGGUUUAUGGCUUACUAUUAAAGUAGUUCUUCAAACUAUUUUGACUAAACAUUUGGGAAAUGUCGGCAUCGUUAUUUAUAAAUUACUGAUCACUCAUUUUCUGACUUAUGUUGUCGAUAUUAACAAAAAUGAUGAUUUUAGUUAUGUUAAUCAAGAUGAAUAUAUACCAUCGAUGAAUGAAUUGAGACAAAAGUUUAAUUAUACUAUUGGCACAGCCUUGUCUCGUAUAGAACUUUGGGUUGAAUCACGCUUGGAUCAAUGGAUUAAUCAUCCCAAAGAAUCUCACGAUGAAAGAAAUCGCUUUGAAAUUCUUUUCAACUUUUAUGAAGAAUAUCAAAAUUUAGCAUUGAAUCAUUAUUGA